AAAACUCAACCCAAACCGAGAUAAAAACUAUGUUGUCAUCAAAGAAAACAACAACGGGGAAAUCAAAUCCAGAUGAAAAUUUUGUUUUCCUGUGGUUUUGAUUUGAGUUUCAACUUUCCCUUGAUUUUGGUUUCCAAGAGAAGGUCAACGAAUUGUUGAUGGAUUCAAGAAUCUAUUUUUUGUGAAAAUCGUUGAUCAAGGAGGGUAGAUGCCUGUGUUGCUAUCGAUUUUGGUCCUCCACAAUUCGCAUACAGAUGUUUGAAGAUAUACUUGGGGUUCGCAUACAGAAGUCGGUUUGCAAGAGAGAAGAAGAAGAAUCGAGUUGCAAGAGGGAUAAAAGCUGUCAAUUUAGAAAAUUAAUAGGGGUAUUAUGGGAAAUGUGAAAAUUCAUUUAAAAGAACCCGGUUGUUUUUUUUCAAAGCACCUUUAAGAGGCAGCGUGUUGGCUGCUUCGAGAUUCUGCUGUGGGUCACCGCAGUUUUUAAAAUAAGCAAGGUUCAAUUGUUUUACCAAACGCUUUUGUUUCCAAAACUUUUUUUAUAAGCUGCUUAUUUAUCAAGCGCAGCAAUCCCAAACACCACCUAAAAUUGAUAUUUUGGGUUUAGGGUUUAAGAUUUUGGAGACUCACGAGUUUGAGAUUGCACGCCCAGUUUAUUUUCACUUUUUUUUUAAAUUUCCUUUUUUAACCUUUUUUUUUUAGUUCUCUCGCGCUCUCUCUCUCUCUCUCUCUCUCUCUCUCUCUCAACUCUCGGCCCAGUUAUCUCACCGCCUCCUCAGUCCUCUCUGUCUCACUCAUAUCCUCCUCUCUUUCUCUCAGAUCUCACUGCCUGGGCUUUCAUCAAAGGUUCAUCAACAAUAGUAAACGGUUCAUAGGAGAGGCAUUUCAUGGCAUAUUCUGAAGGGCGUGAUUUCAUGUUCUGCGACUUGUGUGGGACUAUGCGAACAUUGAGUUCAACUAAGCAUGCUCAAUGCCCCUUGUGCAAGCGUAAGAUAAGCGCGAAAGAGAUCUCCGGAAGACAAAUAUCUUACACAGCCACUGCUGAGGAUAUUAGAAGGGAGCUAGGCAUAUCAAUAAUUCGUGAAGAAAAAGUGCAAUUGCAAAAGACAGAUGCUAAAACAUGUGAAAAAUGUGGCCACAAUGAGCAUACAUAUUAUUCCAGACAGAUGCGAUCAGCAGAUGAAGGAGCAACUACUUUCUACGUGUGCACCAAUUGCCAGCACCAGUUUACAGAGAAUUGAUAUGUCAGAGGUUAUAUAAGAGACUGCGGGGAUCAAAAUGUAUGCGUUGAUGUAUGUCACUAACUGAGUGUGUUCGUAAUUGAGUGUGGCGUAGACAUGUAGGAUAUUUAAGAUUUCUCUGAUAUCAAAUUUUGAAGGUGUACCGUACCUAGGAUUAGAGUAGAGUGAGUCGAGAAUCUUUAUAUCCUAUUUUUGCAACAUUAUGCACCAAAUGUUAAUUGCAAGAAGUUCUCCUUGUGUGCUU
Prunus dulcis (almond) is the source of this 1482-nucleotide messenger RNA. RefSeq names its product DNA-directed RNA polymerase I subunit RPA12-like. The record is from RefSeq and is a predicted model, not a curated record. Lineage: Eukaryota; Viridiplantae; Streptophyta; Magnoliopsida; Rosales; Rosaceae. The transcript is spliced from 6 exons. Bases 885 to 1238 code for a protein of 117 amino acids. Gene Ontology annotation, molecular function: zinc ion binding; DNA-directed RNA polymerase activity; nucleic acid binding. Gene Ontology annotation, biological process: termination of RNA polymerase I transcription; DNA-templated transcription. Gene Ontology annotation, cellular component: RNA polymerase I complex.